AUGCCUUCUCCACCAAAACCUUGGGAAAGAACUGGAACGGCCACGAGGACUGCAACAAACGGUGGAUCGCCAUUAAUAAAUACGACGACACAACAAACUUUAGCUGGUACAUCAACAACUUCUAACAUACCUCCUGCUGUUCCAGCAAGACCUUCCACAAUGUCUUCCGGAUUCGCGAACAGAGGUUAUAAUUCUUAUGGUCCAGGUGGGGCGGGGGCGUAUGGUGGUACGACUAGCGGAGGAUAUAGUCCGUAUACAAAUAAUUAUGGAUCAUAUGGAGGAGGAUAUGGGACACCGUAUAGCCGCUACGGAUCAUCAACGUAUUCUCCAUAUAACCGAUACAGCGGCUAUAAUUCCUAUAAUUCAUAUGGUGGAUCUUAUGGUUCAUAUGGUUCGUACGGUUCGCCAUAUAAUCGGUUUGGGUAUAUGAUGGGACCAGGUGGUCCGGGUGUAGGUCCGGGUGGACCGGGUGGACCUGAAGAGAUGUCAUUAACUCAAAGGAUGGAAGCGAACACAGCAGCAGGAUUUCAUAUGAUAGAAUCCGUGGUAGGAGCAUUUGGUGGAUUUUCCCAAAUGUUGGAAUCUACAUUCUUUGCAACACAUUCAUCAUUUAUGGCAAUGGUCGGUGUAGUAGAGCAAUUUGGGAACCUGCGUAAUUACUUGGGACAAGUAUUAAGUGUAUUCGCCUUAAUUAGAUGGAUACGACAUUUGUGGUAUAAGAUUACGGGAAAAAGACCUCCAGUUAAUCCAGGUGAAUUAACUCCGGGUAAUUUUCAACAAUAUCAAGAAGUUUCAAAACUUUCUCGUCGCCCUAUAUUAUUUUUUGUACUCGCAGUGUUCGGUGUACCUUAUUUAAUGCACAGGUUUAUUCAAGUUAUAUCAAGAAGGCGUCAAGAACAACAAUUAUUAGAUGGUAGUAUACCACCUGAGGGUGCUGGUAAUAAUUCGGAAAUUAUUACCACUCCUGUAUCUCAAACAAAUUCUUCUCAACCACAAAACUUUGAAUUUUGUAGAGCUAUUUAUGAUUUUAAAGGCGAACCAAAUGUUGAAUUAAGUUUUAUUAAAGGUGAUAUCAUCGCCAUUUUAAGUAAAACGGAUUUAUGGGGAAAUCCUUCACAAUGGUGGAGAGGCAGAUUAAGAAAUGGGGAAAUUGAAUGUUGA
This is a messenger RNA of Funneliformis geosporum, 1161 nucleotides long. Lineage: Eukaryota; Fungi; Glomeromycota; Glomeromycetes; Glomerales; Glomeraceae. The record is from the annotation of a GenBank genome assembly.